AUGUUUUCGAAUUCCUAUCAGAGCGGUUUUGUGUCGAUUUUCUAUAGCGUAGGGAGCAACCCUCUUGCAAUAUGGGACAAACAAGUAAAAAACGGGCACAUACGCCGCAUAAUUGACGACGAAGUGAAAUCUCUGGUGCUGGAAGUGGCGGGAACGAACGUGGCCACCACGUUCAUCACGUGUCCGAACGACCCUAAACAAUCUUUGGGUAUUAAGCUGCCCUUCCUGGUGAUGAUCAUAAAAAAUACAAAAAAGUAUUUUAGCUUCGAGAUACAGAUUAAAGAUGAUAAAGACAUGCAUAGAAGAUUUAGAGUAUCAAACUUUCAAUCCACCACAAAAGUUUACCCAUUUUGCACGACAAUGCCUAUUGGUCUUAGUGCUGGUUGGAACCAAGUCCAAUUUAAUCUGGCCGAUUUCACUAAACGAGCAUACGGUUCGACAUAUUUAGAAACUACCAGGGUCCAGAUACACGCUAAUGUACGAAUCAGAAGAAUUUACUUCUCUGAUAUGCUCUACUCUGAAGAAGACAUGCCUGAUGAGUAUAGAUUGUACAAACCAACACCAAGUUCGGAAAAAAUCAAGGAAAAAGCUGAAGCCGAUGCUGCUGAAGCUGCCAAAGCAACUAAAGGAGAAGAAACAAAACCACCCGAAGCAGCAGAAGGAGCAGAAGGAGGAGCAGAUGGAGAAGGAGCGGAAGGAGCAGAAAUCCCACCUCCUCCUUCACCAGCUGAACCCGUGGACGAAUCUCAGCCACCAGUUGAAGAAGGCGUUGCUCCACCUCCCGAAGCUGAAGCACCUCCAGCUCCUGAAUCUGAAGUAGCCCCAACAAUGGAGGCCCCCACUGAGGCACCCCCCGCAGAAGAAGCUGCCCCUGUAGCAGCCGAAGGCGGUGAAGCUCCACCCGAAGCUGCACCAGAAGCUGCUGAGGCACCAGCUGAUGCCCCAGCUGAAGCUCCAGCUGCUGAAGUUACUGAAGCACCUCCGGCCGAAGAAGCUGCACCAGCUGAAGCUCCACCAGAAGCUCCACCUGAAGCUGAAGCGCCGGCGGAAGCGCCACCUGCGGAGCCAGCAGCUGAAGAACCACCGCCACCUGUUGAGGAACCCGCCCCCGAAGCUCCGCCAGAGUAA
Molecule: messenger RNA, 1128 nt
Organism: Brassicogethes aeneus
Lineage: Eukaryota; Metazoa; Arthropoda; Insecta; Coleoptera; Nitidulidae
Source: the annotation of a GenBank genome assembly